Messenger RNA from Empidonax traillii (willow flycatcher), 371 nucleotides. Its product is annotated as transmembrane protein 223-like. The record is from RefSeq and is a predicted model, not a curated record. Gene Ontology annotation, biological process: nervous system development. The transcript has a single exon. Lineage: Eukaryota; Metazoa; Chordata; Aves; Passeriformes; Tyrannidae. Gene Ontology annotation, cellular component: mitochondrion. The annotation marks the transcript as partial.
CGUGUCCCCGCAGGGUCCCUGACGGUGGCCGCGGGCUGGCUGUGCCCGCUGCGGGUGGUGCGGAGGGUGACGCUGCUCCGGGGGGGCUCCCGGGUGACUCUGCAGACCCACGGCCCGCUGGGUUUGGGGAGCGGCGAGACCCUCACGGUUCCCCUGCGCGACGUGUCCGCCCGCGCCCACCGCGCCGAGGCCGCGGCCGCCGUGCCCGUGCGGGUGCGGGGCCGCCCCUUCUUCUUCCUGCUCGACAAGAGGGGGCUCGUCGGGGACCCCUGGCUCUUCGACCUCACCGUGGGCGCCUACCGCAAGUUCUAAGGGGGGGGGGGGGGGGCCCGGGUGGGGAGGGCAGCUCGUGGGACCCCCAAAUAAACACG